GGGCCGGCGGCGGGACCAGGCGCGCGCGCUCGGGGUCCCGGUGAGGAGGAGGAGGAUGUGGCGCGCGGAGGGGAAAUGGCUGCCGAAAACAAGCCGGAAGAUGAUCACGGGAACAGCAAUGGCAGUCAUGUAAAAAUCUUUUUACCGAAAAAGCUGCUUGAAUGUCUACCAAAAUGUUCAAGUUUACCAAAAGAGAGGCACCGCUGGAACACUAAUGAGGAAAUUGCAGCUUAUUUAAUAACAUUUGAAAAACAUGAAGAAUGGCUAACCACCUCCCCUAAGACAAGACCCCAGAAUGGUUCGAUGAUACUCUACAACAGGAAGAAGGUGAAAUACAGGAAAGAUGGAUAUUGCUGGAAAAAGAGGAAAGACGGGAAAACCACCCGGGAGGAUCACAUGAAACUGAAGGUCCAGGGAGUAGAGUGCUUGUACGGCUGUUACGUCCAUUCCUCUAUCAUCCCCACCUUCCAUCGGAGGUGCUACUGGCUCCUUCAGAACCCCGACAUCGUAUUGGUGCACUACCUGAACGUCCCGGCCAUCGAAGACUGCGGCAAGCCCUGUGGCCCUAUCCUCUGCUCCAUUAACACCGACAAGAAGGAGUGGGCAAAAUGGACAAAAGAGGAGCUGAUCGGGCAGCUAAAGCCCAUGUUCCAUGGCAUCAAGUGGACAUGCAGCAAUGGCAACAGCAGUUCAGGGUUCUCCGUAGAGCAGCUCGUGCAGCAGAUUCUGGACAGUCACCAGACCAAGCCCCAGCCUCGGACACACAACUGCCUCUGCACUGGCAACUUGGGAGCAGGUAGCAGUGUGCAUCACAAGUGUAACAGUGCCAAACACCGCAUCAUAUCUCCAAAGGUCGAACCAAGGACAGGUGGGUACAGCGCUCACUCAGAGGUACAAAAUAACGAUGUCUCUGAAGGCAAGAACGACCACAGCCACGGCAAGACCUCGAGCCGCGAGAAGAGGAACGGCAAAGUGGCCAAGCCCGUCCUGCUGCAUCAGAACAGCACGGAGGUCUCCUCCACCAAUCAGGUGGAGGUGCCGGACACCACCCAGAACUCCCCGGUGUCGAUCAGCAGCGGAUUGAAUAGCGACCCGGAUAUGGCCGACAGCCCCGUCGUGACCGGGGUGUCCAGCAUGGCCGUCGCCUCCGUGAUGGGGAGCCUGUCGCAGAGCGCCACCGUGUUCAUGUCGGAAGUCACCAACGAAGCCGUGUACACGAUGUCCCCCACCGCCGGGCCCAACCAACACCUCCUCUCGUCCGACGCCGCCGCCCAGGGCCUGGUCCUGGCCGUGAGCUCCGACGGGCACAAGUUCGCCUUCCCCGCCGCGGGAAGCACGGAGAGCCUGUCCAUGCUGCCCGCCAACGUCUCCGAAGAGCUGGUCCUCUCCACCACCCUCGACGGCGGCCGGAAGAUCCCGGAAACCACCAUGAACUUUGACCCGGACUGUUUCCUCAACAACCCCAAGCAGGGGCAGACCUACGGGGGCGGGGGCCUGAAGGGGGACUCGGUCGGCACCAACAUCCGGCAGUCGCCCACCGCCGAGCGCGGCUUCGGCUUCGGCGCGACGCUCGCGAAGGAGAUCAAGACCGAGGACACGUCCUUCGAGCAGCAGAUGUCCAAAGAGGCGUUUUCCUCCUCCUCGACGUCCAACUCCCUCACCCUGACGGCGGGGUCCGGCCUGCUGCCGUCCGGCGGAGGGCUCAGUCCCAGCACCACCCUGGAGCAGAUGGACUUCAGCGCGAUCGACUCCAACAAGGACUAUUCUUCCGGGUUCAGCCAGGCCGUCCAGAGCCCCCACGUCCACCAGACCCCCUCCCCCAGCUUCUUCCUGCAGGAUGCCAGCAAGCCUCUCCCCCUCGAGCCCAACGCCCACGGCAACCUAAGCGACUCCGGCAGCUCCUUCGGCAACCCCCUGGGGGUCCCCACCGUGAAGACGGAAUCCUCGGCCCAGACCCCGUCCAACUGCAACGGCACCGUGGAGACCCGGAUAGAGUCCACCUCCUCCCUCCAGCUCAUGCAGUUCCAGGCCAACUUCCAGGCCAUGACCGCGGAGGCGGAGGUGCCCAUGGAGACCUCCCAGCCGGCCGAGGGGAGCGAGGGCCUCCUCAAAUCGGGGGAGCUCCAGGCCUGCAGCACGGAGCACUACAUGCCCCCCGAGGCCAACGGAGGGAUCAGGAGUGGGACCAACCUCCCCAUCCUCCAGGGCAACAUGGUGCAGGGACUCUACCCCGUGGCCCACCCCAGCCUCAAUAACUCCUCCAACAUGGAGCUCAACCUAGACCACUUCGACAUCUCCUUCAGCAACCAGUUCUCGGACCUUAUCAACGAUUUCAUAUCGGUAGAAGGGGGGAGCAACGCCAUCUACGGCCACCAGCUGGUGUCGGGGGACGGCGCGGGGCUCUCGCAGGCCGAAGAUGGCAACCGGGCCUCCUACAACCAGGCCGAGAUGUGCAUCCCCUGCUGCAGCCCUCAGCAAGGCACCCUGCAGCUCGGCGGUGCCGAGAACGGGGCCAACACCAUGGCCUACAUGCACGUGGCCGAGGUGGUCUCGGCCGCCGCGGCCCAAGGCACCCUGGGAAUGCUGCAGCAGAGCGGACGGGUCUUCAUGGUCACCGACUACUCCCCGGAGUGGUCGUACCCGGAGGGAGGAGUGAAAGUCCUGAUCACAGGUCCAUGGCAAGAAGCCAGCAAUAACUACAGCUGCCUGUUUGAUCAGAUCUCAGUGCCUGCGUCUUUGAUUCAGCCAGGGGUGCUGCGCUGCUACUGUCCAGCUCAUGACACUGGCCUUGUGACUCUGCAAGUUGCCUUCAACAACCAGAUCAUCUCCAAUUCCGUGGUGUUCGAAUACAAAGCUCGGGCUCUGCCCACGCUCCCGUCCUCCCAGCACGACUGGCUGUCGUUGGAUGAUAACCAGUUCAGGAUGUCCAUCCUGGAACGACUGGAGCAGAUGGAAAGGAGGAUGGCCGAGAUGACGGGAUCCCAGCAGCACAAACAGGGCGUUGGAGGAGGGGGCAGUGGAGGCGGCAACGGGAGCGGAAAUGGCGGAAGCCAGGCCCAAUGCGCAACCGGGACCGGGACGAUGGGGAGCUGCUUUGAAAGCCGCGUGGUGGUCGUGUGUGAAAAGAUGAUGAGCCGGGCCUGCUGGGCAAAGUCCAAGCAUCUGAUCCAUUCAAAGACUUUUCGUGGAAUGACCCUCUUGCACCUGGCUGCUGCCCAGGGUUAUGCCACCCUGAUCCAGACCCUCAUCAAAUGGCGCACGAAACAUGCAGACAGCAUUGAUUUGGAACUGGAGGUUGACCCUUUGAAUGUGGAUCACUUCUCCUGCACACCCCUGAUGUGGGCGUGCGCUCUGGGGCACAUGGAGGCCGCUGUCGUGCUCUAUAAGUGGGACCGCCGAGCCAUUUCGAUCCCCGACUCCCUGGGGAGGUUGCCCCUGGCGAUCGCCCGGUCACGGGGUCACGUGAAACUGGCAGAGUGUCUGGAGCAACUGCAGAGAGAUGAGCAGGCUCAGCUCGGACAGAACCCCAGGAUCCACUGCCCUCCAAGCGGUGAGCCCAACCCAGACAGCUGGUUAGCCCAGUGGCAUGGAGAAGCAAUUUCCUCUCCAGAGUCACAAAAGGGAAUCACUGUUAUUUCAAGUUCCAAUCCAGAGUUGAGAAGACCUAGAUCUGAGCCUUCCAGUUACUACAGCAGUGAGACCCACAAAGACUACCCGGCGCCCAAGAAGCAUAAGUUGAACCCCGAGUACUUUCAGACGAGGCAGGAAAAGCUGCUUUCCACAGCGCUGAGUCUGGAGCAACCCAGUGCCAGGAAACAGAAUCCCAGUUCCAAGCAAUCCAUCCCUGAGACAAUCAGCCCCAGCGAAGGGAUAAGGGACUACGGCCGGGAUUUCUCCCCGCACGCUCCGGAGGCCGCAGGAUUCCGUGGCUCUGGGGCUCAGGGCGGAGUGAAGUGGAACCCCAAAGACCUUUACAUUGGCGUGUCUGCAGUGCAGGUGACGGGAAGCCAGAAGGGGACCAGCCUGGGGAAGGACCCGGCAGCAUCCCGGCUCCGUUCACGAGAGCAGAUGAGUGUCCUGAUGGUGGCCGACAGGGAGAUGGUGGAUGCGGAGUUGCUGUCCUACAGAGACGGUGUGGAGAACGAGGACUGCUUACACCACAUGGAUGAUUUACAGGUGAACAUGAUGACCCUGGCGGAACACAUUAUCGAAGCAACGCCUGACCGGAUCAAGCGGGAGAAUUUUGUACCCCUGGAGUCCACACUGGUGGAAAGAACAGAUGCUGCGGCCAUUAGCACCACAAUGAGCUGGCUGGCCAGUUACCUUGCUGAUGUCGAUCACUUACCAAGUGCUGCACAGAUCAGAAGUCUGUAUAGUGAACCCCUGACCCCUUCUUCUAACACCAGCUUGAGCCCCGUAGGCUCACCAAUCAGUGAAAUAGCUUUUGAGAAACCUAGCCUUCCCUCAGCAGCAGAUUGGUCUGAAUUUCUGAGCGCAUCCACCAGUGAGAAGGUAGAAAACGAGUUUGCUCAGCUCACUCUGUCUGAUCACGAACAGAGAGAACUCUAUGAAGCUGCCAAACUCGUCCAGACAGCUUUCCGGAAAUAUAAGGGUCGGCCCUUGCGUGAACAGCAGGAAGUUGCUGCUGCUGUCAUUCAGCGUUGUUACAGAAAAUACAAACAGCUGACAUGGAUAGCCUUGAAGUAUGCACUUUAUAAAAAGAUGACACAGGCUGCAAUCCUCAUCCAGAGCAAAUUCCGAAGCUAUUACGAGCAGAAAAAAUUCCAGCAGAGCCGACGGGCUGCUGUGCUGAUCCAACAGUACUACCGGAGUUACAAGGAAUGUGGCAAAAGAAGGCAAACGCGCCGAGCAGCUGCAAUUGUACAACAGAAACUCAGGAGCAGUCUGCUAACCAAGAAGCAGGACCAAGCUGCUCGCAAGAUAAUGAGGUUUCUCCGCCGCUGUCGCCACAGCCCUCUGGUGGACCAUAGGCUGUACAAAAGGAUUUCUGGAAAAUGGCAAGAUCUCCCAUUUCCUAAAUUUCCCACAAGCCAUUUCAGCUCUCAGAGCAACAGAGUGAAAGAAUUGAAAAAGGCCAAGGAACUUGAAGAUACACAGCAGCAUCCCGUAGCAAUGUGACAUUGCUUUUCAGACUGUUUUCAUUUUCUGUUUUUAGCAGAGACAUGCAACAACAACAAAACAAACAAACAAAAAAAAAAAAACAAAAAAAACAAAAAAAACAAAACCCACUGCAGUUUUCGGAAGAUCAGCUGCAGGAUUUUAACAGUAAUGGUUUGGUCAUUGCAUUUGCACUUUCAUGGACAACUUUUAAUUUGUUCAGCAAGACAUCUUGGAACUCAAUCUUCUGUUGGAUCAUGGGAAAACAAGACACCAGGAGGAAUUUGUGAGAUGCUUCAUUCUCCAGACGAAGCAGUUAUCCUUCUCAUAUAGGGCUGUAUUCAAACAAACAUCGUGUGGAACUGUACAAAUAUUAUACCAAAAAUAUAGUAAAGAAAAGGUGGGAAUGCACAAGCAACAAAAAAAAAAAAGCUAUUCCUGCACCUGUCAAUCAUUUCCAAGAAGCUGAAUCUUUGGGAUUCUUGGUGGAGGGCUUAGAUCAUAGAAAUCUUUAUUGGGUCCGUGUGUUCUCAUUUCCUUUGCUCUUCUUUUCUUCAUUUUUUUUUUUUUCCUUUAAUCGCUCUACAGCACACUUAAUGCAACUUUUUAAAUCUGCAGGUUUUUAAUAUGUCUUAUGGAGAUUUGCAAAGGGGAGGGUGUGUGAAGCAAACGGGUAACGCAUGGGAAAUAUGAGGAGCAGCUAGAGGAAAGUUUUAAAACGUUUCUUGUGUUUUUUCUUUCUAGAACCUGCAAAUAUAUCAGUUGUCACGUCCUUUUUCUCAUGUUCAGCACUUUAUUUUUGGCCUUACUUUCGUGAUGAGAAUUACGUCGAGAAAUUGAUAAAGCAUGUAGUUUUUGUUUUGGUUUUAGGGGUUUUUGUUUUUUUUUUUUUUUUAGUAACCUUGGAAACUCUAGUCAUUCUGAGGGUCACAAGCAUUGCCUGGACAUUUAUACCACCUAAAGAUCAGUGUGGUGCUGCGUUCUGGCCAGUAAAUUCCAUUUUUGGCUCUAUCUCAUCAAAACUGAGCAGUUUCUGUAUAUAUAGAAGGUAGAAAUGGAAAAUGAGAAAUAAUAUUUGAAAGGGAUUAUAUUGAUUAAUUGCUAAAUAUUUUAUUCACAAAGGGUCAAUAACAUGGCAAGAUAAAAUUAUUAUUUGUAUAGUUUUGUCUGAAUGAGCGAGAAGUGUGGAUGUAUUGUUUGUACAUAUUGUAUAUAUUAAAACAGAGAUAUGUGCAUGAAUUCAAGAAAAAAGAAAUGAAAAAAGCAAAGCAUUAGUGGCUAUGGUCUGUAAAAUGAAACAAAAACUUUAUUUCACUAUAAGAGUACUUUAUUUUAAAUGUUCUUUAGAAGAACAUUUUGCUAAAGCAUGACUAAACUGCAAAAAAAAAAAAGAGCUACUGUAUUUAGACUUAGGAAAAAAAGGCAGAGUAACAUUACUAAAAAAAAAAAAAAGGAUAUGUUUACAUUUAAUUUUGGCUACCAGGAGUUUAGUUUAUUUUCUUUUUCACUUCUUUUGCCAAUGGUGCCAAGUAAUGUGAAUGCUAAUAUUGCUUAAGAAAAUUAAGUUACUUUUGCAAAGCAGAUAAUCAUAAGAAAACAAACCAGUAUAUAGCUUAACACCAUCCACUCACUCCAAUAAAGAACACCUUAGAAUGAACAUAAACUGACAAAAGAAAUAGUAUGAAAGUAGAAAAAUACGUUUCACAUUUUCAUAUCUCCUGCUGGAAGUCAGAAAAUGUAAUAAAAAUUGCACAAAAAAACACACAAAAAAAUCUAAAAAUGAAAAAGAUGCAAACUGGUCUUGUAGGGGUGUCAUGGUAUAUUACUAUUUCCACAUAAUGAGGAGCCAAAGAAAUCAGAUACGUUUUCAAAUAUGAACUACUAAUGUCAAAUUAUGAGAGGGUAAGCGUGUGUUUGCCGAUGCCAGUUUAAAAUUUCCAAGCCGAGUCUGAAGGGCAGUUGGUGUAAAGUUUGUGGGGCAAAUGGUCCGUGCUGACUUGAUUUGGGCCACCAACUGGAAGUUUCAAUUCAAGGCUUGUUGUGAAGCCUAAAAAUAUUCACAAAAUCAGAAGCUUUUAAACUGGUGUCUUUAGAAGAAAGAGUAAGAAGUGUGGUGAAACUGGGGUCAGUGCUCUUGGUGCCUUUUCUAUAAUUGUACUUGUUUUUUAAUUCCUUCCUUUCACUGCCAACCUUGAAUGACUGUACAGUCUACGUCUUUACCGCUCGCUCUGGAUCAGCUCUGUCACCAGUGACGGUCCCACACCUAGUCCCUUUGGAAACUGACCUGACAACUCAAUCUCUGGAAAAGUGUUUGGGUCGGGCCGCAGCUGCGGCAGUCCCCAAAUGUCUUUCAAAAAGUAUUUCUCUAAGUAUUUUACACACGCGCACACACACCUACAGUCUCACGCACCGCACACAACCUCACGUACCAGAGACACACACACAGACACACACACUCCAACAUCGACACACAAAUGGGAACGGAAUGGGAAAGCCAGCUCUUUUAGAACGGUCGGUAUUAGCGCCCUGAAGAGACAUGUUUAAUUCCAUUUGUUAUGAUGAAAAGAACUGAUCUUUUUAAACAAGAGUAAUGACCUCAGUGGACAUGUUUUAACCCUCACAUUUAUACAAAAGGAGAAAGAUAAAUUUCACAUACUACAUUAUUAGACGGAUAAGUUAUAAGAUUCAGUAAGAUGUAAACCUAUUUAAUGUUACUCUUCCAGCUCAGUGGGUCCUCGUGGAAGGGACAGAAAGUAGGUCUCGCGAGGCCUGCCGGCGUACCCCCUCGGUAGCGUGACAGCGGCCGCCGAGUGAACUAAAAAUGCACUUCCACUGAAACGAAGCAUUUCUGAUCGCCCUUUCCUUGGUUGUGGAUCUUAGUUUGGAGUAGAAGAUAAGUAAGCGCAGCUUUCUUGGAUAAUCUGAAUUCCCAAGUGCCAGGAGUAGGAUUUCAUUAUAAAAUUAAUAGCUAAUCUUAUUCUGUCUCCUGAAAAUUGAAUUGCUAUUCUUGUUACACAUUUGAAAUCAGCUGUACUGUGUGAACGAAAUAAAGACUAUAACAUGAACCCCCUCUCUGGUUGCACGGUCGCUUAUGGCAGUUCCACACAGUAGUUGGCGCCCAAUGGGGGGUCCCCAAGACUUGCAUGUAAAACUAGUCUAGAUGUCUCCUUUUUGUAAGUUUUAUUUUUGUAAUUGUGCAUGUAAAGCAUCACUGAAUCAAUGGAUCUGUUGAAGAACUCAGCUGCUGGAACCAUGCAAAAUGUUUUGAAUUGCCCUUAAAAUAUGGAAAAUGUUUUCUGAAUGCUUUAUAUUCUUUCUGCUGUAAAUUAAAAAUGAAGAAAAUUUCCCCAUA
Molecule: messenger RNA, 8470 nt
Organism: Ornithorhynchus anatinus (platypus)
Lineage: Eukaryota; Metazoa; Chordata; Mammalia; Monotremata; Ornithorhynchidae
Gene: CAMTA1
Product: calmodulin binding transcription activator 1
Exons: 24
Coding region: 76-5139 (1687 amino acids)
Biological process (GO): regulation of transcription by RNA polymerase II
Cellular component (GO): nucleus
Molecular function (GO): transcription coregulator activity; double-stranded DNA binding; protein binding
Source: RefSeq, a predicted model, not a curated record